Molecule: messenger RNA, 842 nt
Organism: Momordica charantia (bitter melon)
Lineage: Eukaryota; Viridiplantae; Streptophyta; Magnoliopsida; Cucurbitales; Cucurbitaceae
Source: RefSeq, a predicted model, not a curated record
CCCCGCAAGAAAAAUAGAAAAAAGGAAAUCAAAACUCAUAAGCUUAAUUCCAUGGCUUCCCCCGAGAUUUUUCUCGCUUUCCUCAUAACUCUAGCUUCCGUGCAGGCCAUAAACUCCGUCGAGUUCUCCGUCACCAACAACGCCGGAAACACCGCCGGCGGCGUCCGUUUCGACCUCGAAAUCGGAACUUCCUAUGCAGAGCAGACUCUGAAAUCAGCCACCGAUUUCGUAUGGAAAAUCUUCCAACAGGAAACUGACACCGACGACAGGAAGAGCGUGCAGAGCAUCCGCCUCUUCAUCGACGCCGAAUACGACGGCGUUUCCUACACUUUCGGCGGCGACAUUUGCAUCGCCGCAAAACACAUUGCAGAAUUUUCCGGCGACCUGAAGAACGAGAUCAGCGGAAUUAUAUACCCUGAAGUGGCGCACGUGUGGCAGUGGAGCGGGAACUCCGAGGCGCCCGGCGGGCUGAUCGAUGGGGUGGCGGAAUUCGUGAGGCUGAAAUCUGGGUUUGUCUCCGGGGAGUGGCCGGGGGCGGGGGAAGGCGAGCGGUGGGACGAGGGCGGCGGCGUGACGGCGAGGUUUCUAGAGUAUUUGGAAGGGCUGGGGAGCGGGUUCGUGGCGGAGAUUAACCGGAAGAUGAGGAACGGUUACAGAGAGGAUUACUUCGUGGAGUUGAUGGCGGCGACGGCCGGCGAGCUUUGGGCGGAUUACAAGGCGGAGUACGCCCCAAUAAUUAAUACAAAUUAAUUAAAUCUUUUUUGCACGUCUUCCCAACUUUUCAAUAUUUCGAAGUUUUUUUUUUCUUUUAAAACAACAAUAUUAAUAUUUCGAAGUUGUGU